AAGUGUAUUCGAAGCAAAAGAAAUGGCUAUUGAAUAUAAGAGUUUUAUAUAUUCACUUCCAAUUUCUAUAGAGGCAAAAGCAUUUUUUGUACGUGAUCUUGAAGAGAAUUGGAUAAGUCAAGAGUGGAUUCUUGGCUUUAUAGAUGAUGGGCGUUUACCAAAUUAUGAAGAUAGAACUAAUGAGCGAUAUUCAGGUACUCAAACAGUGUUAAGUUUUAUUGAACAACUUUAUGGUAUUAAAGUUGUUCGUUCAAACCUUACAAAUAAUUAUAGUCAGUUAGUUUUUAAUGCAGGACUUGUUACAUAUUGGAACUCACGUACUAUUGAACAUCAAAAUGGAUUAUAUAGACCACAACCAGAUAUAGUACGUCGUAUUAACCAAGGAAGAUUGAAAGUGCUACAAAACUAUAUUAUUGAAGUUCCAGACAAGCAAAAUUUAUUUUAUGUACAUAUGAGCAAUUCACAGCAAAACACUUUUCGAUCUCCAUAUACAGCAGAUAAAAUUAA
Molecule: messenger RNA, 507 nt
Organism: Cetraspora pellucida
Lineage: Eukaryota; Fungi; Glomeromycota; Glomeromycetes; Diversisporales; Gigasporaceae
Source: the annotation of a GenBank genome assembly